Molecule: messenger RNA, 1668 nt
Organism: Grammomys surdaster
Lineage: Eukaryota; Metazoa; Chordata; Mammalia; Rodentia; Muridae
Gene: Txndc2
Product: thioredoxin domain containing 2
Exons: 2
Coding region: 1-1668 (555 amino acids)
Source: RefSeq, a predicted model, not a curated record
AUGUUUAAGAAGGACAAAAAAAUGAAUAAGGACAAGGGGCUGGACGUGAACAGUGUACAAGCAGGAGCCCCUGAAGAGUCAGACAUGAUACUGAACAAUGGAGGAAAAGCAAAUGAAAGGGACAGCAAUGAGUUCUUGGAUGCAUCCCAGUCCAAAGAGAAGGCCAUUGCUUCCAUGGUCAGCAACACACUUCAUAUGUCCACAGAAGAGUCUGAGUUCCCACAGCCGGUUAGUAGCACCCCAAUGUUCUCAGAGAAUACCAUCCAUCCCAAACAUGAAGGUAGCCCCAAGUCCUCAUCGAAAAACACCCAGCUGAAACAGGAAAACAUUUCUACAACCUCUGGCUACUCCAAGCAGACCAACUAUAGCAACACCCCCAAGUCCUUGGCAAAAAGCACCCAUCCCAAACAGGGGAGCACCCUCAACCCUGCUAAUGGGACCCAUUACAGGGAGGCUGACAUGCCUAUGUCCUCAGAAGACACCAUUCAAUCCAAGAAAGGUAACAUGCCCAAGUCCUCAGAAGACACCAUUCAAUCCAAGAAAGGUAACAUGCCCAAGUCCUCAGAAGACACCAUUCAAUCUAAGAAAGGUAACAUGCCCAAGUCCUCAGAAGACACCAUUCAAUCCAAGAAAGGUGACAUGCCCAAGUCCUCAGAAGACACCAUUCAAUCUAAGAAAGGUAACAUGCCCAAGUCCUCAGAAGACACCAUUCAAUCCAAGAAAGGUGACAUGCCCAAGUCCUCAGAAGACACCAUUCAAUCUAAGAAAGGUAACAUGCCCAAGUCCUCAGAAGACACCAUCCAAUCCAAGAAAGGUGACAUGCCCAAGUCCUUAGAAGACACCAUCCAAUCCAAGAAAGGUGACAUGCCCAAGUCCUCGGAAGACACCAUCCAAUCCAAGGAAAGUGAAGUUCCAACAUCCUUGCAAGACACCAUUCAGUCCAAGGAAGGUAAAAUCUACAAACCCCUAAAGGACAGUGUCCAGUUCAAGGAGAACAAAAUCCCCAAGUCCUCCCAGGAAUCCAUCCAGUCCAAGGAGAGUAAAAUCCACAAACCCUUAAAGGACAGUGUCCAGUCCAAGGAGAGUGAAAUGCCAAAGUCCUCCCAGGAAUCCUUCCAGUCCAAGGAGGGUAAAAUUUAUAAGCCCUUAAAAGACAGCAUUCCAUCUAAGGAGGGAGAUAUUCCCAAGUCCUCAGAAGACACCAUCCAGUCCAAUGAAGAAAUUACGGUGUCCCCAGAAGACACCAUCCAGUCCCAGGAAGGUGACAUUAUCAAGUCUUCAGAAGAUGUGCAGCUCUUGGAGAGCAAACUCUUACAUCUUGAAACAGAAAUAGAGACCCUGGAGGAAGGCUUGGUGAGAGUGAUCAAAGACAAGGAGGAAUUUGAGGAGGUGCUCAAAGAUGCUGGAGAGAAGCUGGUGGCUGUGGAUUUCUCAGCUGCUUGGUGUGGCCCUUGCCGAAUGAUGAAACCACACUUCUAUUCCCUGUCUUUAAAGCACGAGGAUGUGAUAUUCUUGGAGGUGGACACUGAGGACUGUGAGCAGCUGGUACAAGACUGUGAGAUCUUUCACCUCCCAACUUUCCAGUUUUAUAAAAAAGAAGAAAAGGUGGGUGAAUUUUCUGGUGCCCUUGUGGGAAAACUCGAAAGAAGCAUUGCAGAAUUAAAGUAA